Gongylonema pulchrum is the source of this 219-nucleotide messenger RNA. Lineage: Eukaryota; Metazoa; Nematoda; Chromadorea; Rhabditida; Gongylonematidae. The record is from the annotation of a GenBank genome assembly.
AUGGGUUUAUUUCUUGGCAUGAGUGUUCUGUCGUGUGCUGAAAUUAUAAUGUAUGCUGCAAAAAUGACCUGGAUUGUGAUAUCCAGGAAACGACGACAGCAUCUUGUUUUCAAAAAAGAAGAAGAGGAGGUAAUCCGGAGUUCGCGUUUGACUUAUUAUUUCAAAUGUCUGGGUAAAAAAACCUCAUCGGCUGGUAACAGUUGCGUGGAGGAAGGUUAA